Messenger RNA from Arthroderma uncinatum, 1818 nucleotides. Its product is annotated as amidase. The transcript is spliced from 3 exons. The record is from RefSeq and is a predicted model, not a curated record. NCBI's taxonomy places the organism in Eukaryota, Fungi, Ascomycota, Eurotiomycetes, Onygenales, Arthrodermataceae. Gene Ontology annotation, molecular function: catalytic activity. Bases 1 to 1818 code for a protein of 605 amino acids.
AUGGCGUCCAAUCCUGCGCAUCCAAACCGUUACCAGACCUUCCCCACACCCAUCGAAGGCCCCCAAGUGCCAUACAAGCUCACGUCCGAAUCCAACCCGAUCCUGCGUGGCCGACUGCUGGAAAUAGCAGCAACCCUGGUCCAAUCCUCAGGUUUCGUCCAGUCGAUCCUCUGGCGCAAUGCUGGGUUCUCUUCGAUCCGUGAGAUCGAACAUCUGAAGGCCUACCAGCCGACAUUCGACCCUACCAUCCUCCCUCCGCUGACUGGCGAAGCAGCAGCAGCUACCGCAGAACCAUCUUCAUUACCAGCUCCGAUAAGGCGCCGUCAGGAUGGAAAGGGUGAUUACUAUACCUCUGCGGAUUACCGUGAGCUCUACGAGGCCGGCAGUCUCACCCCUACAAUGGUUGUCGAGGCGUUGCUGCCCAUGAUCCGUCGCGAUACUUCACCUCCCGGAGAGUUUUCACCUGGAUUCUGCCAGUCGAAGGUUGAUAUCAUUCGUGCCACUGCGGAGGCUUCUACGAAAAGAUGGAAGAAUGGGACCCCGCUGGGACCCAUGGAUGGCAUACCGGUUGCCGUCAAGGACGAGGUAGACCUUGAUGGGUAUAACAAGUUCAUGUCGAGCAAAAUCGACUUCACACCUAACCCCAACUUCACUUCCUGGUGCGUGAAGAAGUGGGAGGAAGCCGGCGCCAUUAUUAUUGGAAAGACUGUGAUGCAUGAGAUUGGGCUUGACACCACAAACAAUAAUCCCGUCGUUGGGACGCCGAGAAACCCGCAUAACUCGGAAUACUAUACCGGCGGAUCUUCAGGAGGCUCUGGCUAUGCCGUGGGUGCUGGCAUUGUUCCGAUCGCUCUUGGAGCCGAUGGAGGAGGUUCUAUCCGCAUCCCAUCUAACUACUGUGGAAUUUAUGGCCUCAAGACAAGUCACGGAAGAGUCUCGGCUGCACCAUCACAUAGAUUAGCCACGACGGUGGGAGUUCUCGGUCCCAUGGCAUCCAAUCUGGAUGACCUUGCUCUCGCCUACCGCAUCAUGGCUGCUCCAGACCCGAGUAAUUCUGCCUCAGCAGCGUUCCCUGACCCCUUGUUGAGUAUCCCAUCACCCUCUUCUACCCGCCCUAAAGUGAUCGGAGUAUACAAGGACUGGGUUGAGCGUUCCGACCCAGACGUGCUAGCCAUGUUCAACAAAGCAAUCGACUACUACCGUGAUGAAAUGUCAUACGAAGUCGUUGAUAUCACAAUCCCCUAUAUCCCCGAGGGCGGGAAAUCCCAUGCUCUAUCAAUCCUGGGCGAAAUUGCUAGUGGCCUGACCCAAGAACAGAUCUCCCAACUCUCUGCCCCGACUAGGCUUAUAGUCUCCGUUGGCGGAACCCAGGGCCUUGCGUCAGGUUUUAUGGCAGCCCAAAAGAUGCGUAAUCUGCUCAUGACCCAUCUGUCAUUCCUAUUCCAAAAAUACCCUGGUCUGAUCAUCGCAACUCCCACGACGCCUACUGCUGGCUCAAAGAUCCUGCAGGGUGAAGCUGAUCUUACCAAUGGCGUUAGCGAUUCUAACGCUACACUAAGAUCCAUGGAGUAUGUGUAUCUGGCUAACUUCACAGGAUGUCCUGCCAUCUCGUGUCCGAUGGCCUAUGCAGAUGAGAGCUCUGUACCCGUUGGGCUAAUGGGUAUGGGAGAAUGGGGUAGUGAAGAGGCCCUUAUGGAAUGGGGUCGUGAUGGCGAGGGAAUGUUGGAGAGCAAAGGGCUGAAAAUCCCUAACAAGGAGAAUGGUGGCAAGUGGAUCGAUUCCAUUAACCUGGCGCUCAAUACUGACAACAGUGCUUAA